Lolium rigidum is the source of this 819-nucleotide messenger RNA. RefSeq lists its product as uncharacterized. The coding region runs from base 1 to 819 and encodes 272 amino acids. Gene Ontology annotation, biological process: cell surface receptor signaling pathway. NCBI's taxonomy places the organism in Eukaryota, Viridiplantae, Streptophyta, Magnoliopsida, Poales, Poaceae. The record is from RefSeq and is a predicted model, not a curated record. The transcript is spliced from 2 exons.
AUGGAGUUUACAGUCGUGUUGGGGGCCUUGGGGAAUGUGGCUGCGGUAACACAGCUGGUCGGAAACGCGGGCGGGCUCAUCGCCAAGAUCAUUAAGGAGGCGAAGACGGCACGGCAGAACAAGGCGGAGUGCGAGCAACUCGCGAGCCGUGUGUCCACGAUCGGUGGGGUUCUGUCUCGCCUGCCGCUGGACGCGGCGGAAGUGGCGCCGCCGCUGGCCGAGCUGAAUAAGAUACUGCAGGAGGCGCACCGCCUGGUGCUGUCCUGCCAGAAGCGGAGCGCCGUCAACCAGCUCUUCAGGGCCAGCCAACGCGCCGACGAGUUCAGCAAAGUCAACGCCCGGAUCAACUCCGACAUAAAAGUCCUCAUUCUCAGCCUAGUCAUCUUCAUCGCCUACCAUGAACGGCGGCAGAACGCGCGCGAGCUCAUCUCCAAGAUAAUCAAGGAUGCGGAGACGGCUCGCCGGAACAAGGCGGAGUGCAAGCAGCUCGCGCGCAGCGUGGUCACAAUCCGUGGGGUUCUGUCUCUCCUUACGCCCGACCCGGAUGUGGCCGGGCCGCUGGACGAGCUGAACAACACGUUGGAGGAGGCGCACGAGCUGGUGGCCGGCUGCCAGAAGCGGAGCGCCAUCAGCCAGAUCUUCAGGGGCAACCGCCGCGCGAACAGGUUCAGGGAAGUCAACCUGAGGAUCAACUCCGACAUAAGCGUCCUCAAUCUCAGCCUACAUAUCGCCGACCGACGCCAGCAGUCCGAGCAAACCCUUCCUCCCAACCGUAACUACUUGUGUAGCCUGAAAUAUUGUUUUUCAGGGAUGGGGUAG